Molecule: messenger RNA, 780 nt
Organism: Helianthus annuus (common sunflower)
Lineage: Eukaryota; Viridiplantae; Streptophyta; Magnoliopsida; Asterales; Asteraceae
Product: leukocyte receptor cluster member 8 homolog
Exons: 2
Coding region: 1-780 (259 amino acids)
Source: RefSeq, a predicted model, not a curated record
AUGGCUGAUUACUGUCAACACGCCAAACAUCUCGCCGAUCAACUGCAAAGUGUCGGCUCUCCGGUGGACGACAGGACGCUAGUCAUUAAAAUCCUGACCGGACUAACUGAACAAUACGACAGCAUCUCUACUGUCUUGCAAAACCGUGAUCCCCUUCCCGAUUUUAAUGAGGUUCGGUCUCGUCUCAACAUGGAAGAACAGAAGAAAAAGCGCCAGACUAGCUGCGGUGCUCAAGCCGCCGCCACCGCACUCGCCACCACCAGCUCCCUGUCGUCCUCCGCCAACCCGCAACAGCCCCCAUCUACUUUCUUCCCGUCUUCGGAUCGCGGCCGUGGUGGUCGCUCACGUGGUGGUCGCGGACGCGGUGGUGGUCGCGGACGUGGUGGUGGUCGCGGACGCGGCCGUGGCCGCAACUACUAUGGCCGAGGCAACUACUCGAAUAAUCGAUACCAAAAUCAGCCAAAUACGUCUCAUCCGUACAUUGUCUUUCCCAGCAAUUGGACGGCUGCGCAAUGGGCCGGUCUCCUCAAUCACAACGCCUCGGCCCAACCCCCCUGCCCAUACCCUUCAAAGUCGGCUCCAUCCUCAUCUCAAGGCAUACUAGGCCCGCGGCCAGAUCAAGCUCAUCAGACAACUUACUCGCCCACUGACAUCGAGCAGGCGCUUUACUCACUGGCACUUAAUCAAUCAGACCCGGGGCUGAUGGAUACAGGAGCUACAUCUCACUCUGCCAAUGAGCAAGGAUCUCAAAACACGGGCUCCUAUCCUACGAUGCAAUAG